GACUGGCGCUCGCGCUUCCGCUGCAGAGCUCGCAAGGCAGAGAGCAGCAGAAGUCGCUGCGUCUGUAGCCUCCAGGACCACAGGGACUGCGAGCGCCACUGGCAACGCAGGCAAGCGCGUCGCAGCUGAGCCCUUGACUUCCCUCGAGAAGCGCGCCAAG
Messenger RNA from Symbiodinium sp. CCMP2456, 160 nucleotides. The record is from the annotation of a GenBank genome assembly. NCBI's taxonomy places the organism in Eukaryota, Dinophyceae, Suessiales, Symbiodiniaceae.